CGGCGGCUGCUUGGUUUACGGCAGCGUGGCGUCGCCAUGGCAGGAGGCAGGAUCUUCGUCCAGAGCGACUGGGUCCGAGCUCUGCGGGAGAAUGAGAGGGAAGCGUGGGUUUCCUGUAAAAGACCCGGAACAGCUACUUUAUAUGGCUGUAUUAAGUGUCAAGGAGUUGGAAAAGAUGGGGUCCCAGUGGUAACAGCUUCAGAAGGGUUUGAAGUCACAGAGAUUACAAAGUUUUUAGAAUUUUUUUUUCAAUUACAGAAGAGUAUUCUAAUCUCCUGUCCUGAUGGGAAUGCAGCCUCCAAGUUUCUUAUGCCUUAUACAACCUUUUCUGGAAUACACUCGAAAAGUAUAACCAGUAUGGAUAUUUCUAGUGGUGGAGGGCUGGGAGUAUCUUGCAGCACAGAUGGAACAAUGCGAAUCUGGCAAGCCAACAAUGGAGAAUUGAGGAGAGAACUGGUUGGCCACGUGUAUGAUGUGAAUUGUUGUAGGUUCUUUCCCUCGGGGAUUGUGGUUCUAAGUGGAGGAAUGGAUGCUCAGUUGAAGAUCUGGUCUGUUGAAGAUGGAAAUUGUUCUGUAACUUUGAAUGGACACAAAGGAGGUAUUCUUGAUACAGCAAUCAUAGAACGUGGACGCAAUGUCAUCUCAACCUCCAGGGAUGGAACAGCAAGACUGUGGGAUUGUGGCAUGUCCACUUGCCUUGCAGUUCUGGUAGAUUGUGGGACUCCCAUUAAUGGCUGUUCACUUGAUGUUGCUGAAAACACAGUGAAUUUGGGUUCUCCUGAGCAUUCACCAAGUGAGCGUGAAAUAGGAACAGAGGGAAAAUUGCUACUUUUAGCCCGUGAAGACAGAAAACUGCAGGGCAUUGGACUUCUCAGUAGGCAACCAAUAUUUAUGUUUGAGGGGUCCGAUGCUUUCAACUGUUGUACGUUCCUUUCAAGUACUCAUAUCCUUGCAGGAACGCAAGAUGGUAACAUUUAUCAGCUGGAUGUUCGAAACACAAAAACUUCUUUACAGCUUAUCCAUCGAUCGGGAUCUCCGGCGCUUUCCUUGUUGCCCUGUAGAGAAGGCUUUGUAGCUAGCCAUGGUGAUGGAAGUUGUUACAUUGUUCAACAGGAUCAGGAUUAUGUAAUUGAAUUUACAGGGCCUGACUGUGACCCCAUUUACAAGGUAGUUCUGUGGGAGAAGUUUGCCUACACUUGCUCCAGGGAUAGCAUUGUGAGGAAGUACCAACUGCUGAAUUUCUGAACUCUAUGACAUUGUUCACAAGGAGGGCUCUUCAUUUAAAGAACUGGAACUUUAACCUUUCAAAUACCAUUGUUAAAAGUGCAAAAUAAUAACAUUUGAGUCUUUGAACUGCUGGCCAGCAUGCAGAUGCUGGAAAUUAUGGUCCAAUUUGUACAUGCUAAUAAGUCUAAUACAAGAGGGUGAAUUGCGCAAAAGUUGUUAAAUGAGGUGCUCCUUUGUAGUAAUUGCAUUAUGUCAGUCAUUAUGAAUAUUUUUAUAUACAGGAGAGUAAAACAGUUGCAAAAUGCUGGAACUACUCAGGUCAGGUAUCAUCAGGUAGAAGGCAAUAACGUUAAUACUUCAAGUGAAUAACCAUUCAACGUAACUAUGAAAAAUAAGAGAUGUCAGUGCGUCUUAAGCAAGAUGUGGGUGAGACAACAUGAAAACACCCCCUGUGAAAGGGUAGAAGACAAGCAAGUUUGGCCCUGCAAGUCUAACAGAAUGAUGAUGGGGCAAGAAAAAAAAUGAGAGAUGUGCCUGUAGCAGAUGUGCUAUUUCUGAAUAUGAAAAUAAGAGGGAAGCCAAAGCAUGUAAAGAAAAGUAAACUAAAUCAGAGGACAGAGUUUAUAGUCUGAAAUUGUUGAAGUCACUGUCAAGUGCCUCUUCGAUAGAUUAGGUGCUAUUCUUCAAGCUUACAUUGAGCUUCGCUAGAACAGUGCAGCAGUCAAAGGGCGGAGAUGUCAUUGUGAGAGCAAGGUGGAGAAUUAAAAUGACAGGCUAUGUGAAGUUCAAGGUUAUGCUUGUGGACUGGUAAUUGAUGUUCCUCAAACUAAUCAUCCAGUCUGUGUUUGAUCUCCCCAGUUUAGAGAAGACCACACUGUGAGUAGUGAAUACAGACUAAAUUAAUAGAGCGUGUAAAUCAUUACUUCACCUGGGAGAAGUGUUUAGGCCUUUGGUAAGAAGAGGAGGAGUAAAAAUGUUACAUCUCCUGUGUUUGCAUGUAUCAGUGCAAUGGGAAUGGGACAAGAUGGUUUGAAGAGUGAAUGACGGGAGCACCCCAUUAUUCCCAACCUAUUUUAUUCUCUUUUGAUGUGUGUUUUGAUUUUACUUUUAUUCUUGCUUUCAGACGCCUCUUGGCUCACCUAUGGGUUAUUUUCUUUCUCGAUCACUAUUUCCUGUUUGACCCUGUAAGACUAACUCUUCUGCUAUUCUGUUUCUCCAAUCUUACACUGUAUCAUAAACAUUUUUCUCUUUGUCCCAGCUGCUGCUUGCUGAAAAGAUACUAAAUCUCUAACUUUCCCUAAAAAAUUUGGUGUUUCACUCUCCAAAGAUGCUGCCUGCCCUGCUUUGUAUUCCCAGUAUUUUGUAUUUUUAUUCCAGACUUCUAGCAAUCAUAGUAUUCUGCUCUUUGGUGGUUAAAAAUUACACCGUGUUCUCCAUUCUUUUAAAUUGUCUGUGGAAAUAAUAGAGUUUAGUACACAGAAUUGAGCUGUCAUUACACAAAGAAUAAAGGUUGUUCUGCAGUUGUGUUUCGGCUGUUUCUAAAAAAAAUGUAAUACUUAUAGUCAUGUUGCAAUGCUAUGUUGGCUCAAAAUGUGGUAAGAUGUGUUCCUCAAUUUUUAACAAUUUUUCUAUUGUAAUUAUGCCUUCCAUUUCAUUAAUAAUUUGUUGAUCACCAACAAGUUGUCAAGUCUGUUUGCCAUGGCUGGAAAUUUAAUGUGAAAUUUAAUGUCCUUUUCUUGAUGGGCAUCUAUGUAAGUUCGACUUACAAGAAACAGAGGCUUCUGUUACACCAGUCUAAACAUGUGGACUAAAUAACGCAGAACAAAUGUUGUUCUGUGUGCCAAGUAACUACCUACUGCAAGUAAUAAUUCUGUUGAAUCUUUUACAAAAUUCCUUACGCUAGAUGUGACUAAAUAAAUAUAUUUGGACCUUUUAUCCGCGUUGACUUCUGAGGUGACAUCAAAAAUAUGGCUCACUACUUGUGCUUUUGUUGUACUUACAUUAUUGUAGUGUUUUGUAUUCUUUCAUAGGAUGUGGGUUUCCUAAUCUGGGCCAGCAUUUAUUGUCCAUCUGUUGUUGCCCUUGAAAAGGUGAUGGUGAGUUGCCUUCUGGAACUGCUGCAGUCCAUUUGGUGUAGCUACAACCUCAAUGCUGUUAGGAAAGAUUUUGACUCAACAGAACUGGAGGAACAAUAAUAUAUUUCCAAGUCAGGAUGGUGAGUUGUUUGGACGUAAACUUGCAGGUUAUGCUGUUCCCAUAUAUCUGCUGCCAUUGUCCAAGUUGGUAGUGGUUGCUGAUUUGCAUGGGGCUAUUUAAGGAUUCUUUGUGAAGUUCUGCAGUGCAGUUUGUAGAUGAACUGUGUCAAUGGUGGAGGGACUGAAUGUUUGUGGAUGUGGUGCCCAAUCAAACUGCUUUGACCUAGAUGGAAUCAAAUUUCUUGAGUGUUAUUGCAGCUGUAUUCAUCCAGGCACAUGCAGACUGUUCCAUCACGCUUCUGAACUCUGCCUUGUAGAUGCUAAACAGGCUUUGUGGAAUCAGAACGUGACGACUUUGCUGCAGUAUUUGUAACUUCUGGCCCUGCUCCUGUAGCUACAGUAUGGCUAGUCCUGUUCAGUUUCUGAUCAGUCGUAACUCCAGAAUUAUUUGAUUUGAUUUUAUUGUUACAUGUACUGAAAUAUAGUGAAAAGCUUUGAUUUCGAGCGUAUAGGCAAAUCACAGCAUGCAAAGGAUGUACAGGUCAAAAAGACUUAGAAGCUUCCAGUUACAUUGCAGAUUACAUUAUUUGAGGCUAAAGUCUAUUCAACAGUCUGAUAAUGGCAAGAAAGAAGUUGUUCCUAAAUCUGCUUAAGUUCACAUUCAGGCUUCUGUAUCUUAUAGUUCCUUAUGAUGUAUUUUUCACUGUUUUUAUUCAGUCGUGCGAUGUGGGUGACACUGGAUGGGCCAACAUGUAUUGCCUAUCCUUGGUUGAUAGUGGGGAGAGAGACCCUAAGCUCUUUUUAAAAAGUACCUGAAUCUGUGCCUUAAUUGCUGUAAACUACAGGUUAUGGAUAGAUUAGGGAAAGUCAGCACGGUUUUGUGAAGGGAAGGUCGUGCCUCACAAACCUUAUUGAGUUCUUUGAGAAGGUGACCAAACAGGUGGAUGAGAGUAAACCGGUUGGUGUGGUGUAUAUGGAUUUCAGCAAGGCAUUCGAUAAGGUUCCCCACAGUAGGCUAUUGUACAAAAUGCGGAGGAAUGGGAUUGUGGGAGAUAUAGCAGUUUGGAUAUGAAAUUGGCUUGCUGAAAGAAGACAGGGUGGUAGUUGAUGGGAAAUGUUCAUCCUGGAGACCAGUUACAAGUGGUGUACUGCAAGGGUCGGUGUUGGGUCCACUGCUGUUUGUCAUUUUUAUAAAUGACCUGGAUGAGGGCGUAGAAGGAUGGGUUAGUAAAUUUGCAGACGGCACUAAGAUCAGUGGAGUUGUGGAUAGU
Molecule: messenger RNA, 4693 nt
Organism: Stegostoma tigrinum
Lineage: Eukaryota; Metazoa; Chordata; Chondrichthyes; Orectolobiformes; Stegostomatidae
Product: proteasomal ATPase-associated factor 1-like
Exons: 12
Coding region: 37-1245 (402 amino acids)
Molecular function (GO): protein binding
Source: RefSeq, a predicted model, not a curated record